This is a messenger RNA of Pneumocystis carinii B80, 994 nucleotides long. RefSeq lists its product as hypothetical. Lineage: Eukaryota; Fungi; Ascomycota; Pneumocystomycetes; Pneumocystales; Pneumocystaceae. Gene Ontology annotation, molecular function: double-stranded DNA binding. Gene Ontology annotation, biological process: DNA replication; DNA damage response. Gene Ontology annotation, cellular component: nucleus. Bases 46 to 948 code for a protein of 300 amino acids. The record is from RefSeq and is a predicted model, not a curated record. The transcript is spliced from 4 exons.
UAUAUAUCUUCGGUAUAUCUUAUUUCUUAAAAUCUUGCAAAUAAAAUGGGUGGAAGAGCUGAAAAAGGUACUCCUAAAUGGCUUGCUAACCGUAUGAAAUCAAAGGGCCUUCAGCGCCUCAGAUGGUACUGUCAAGUCUGUGAAAAACAAAUGCGUGAUGAAAAUGGAUUUAAGUGCCAUACUCAAUCAGAAGCUCAUGUCAGGCAAAUGUUAUUGAUUGGAGAGAAUCCAAACAAACAUAUACAUAAUUAUUCAGUAGAAUUUAAAAAUAACUUUAUUCAAUUAUUAAGAACAUCUCAUGGAGAGAAGAGGGUCCAUGCUAAUCAAUUUUAUCAGGAAUAUAUUGCAGAUAAAGGACAUUUGAGGAUGAAUGCAACACGAUGGGUGACUCUAACAGAGUUUGUAAAAUAUCUUGGAUAUGAGGGGAUAUGUAGGGUUGAUGAGACGGAUAAAGGGCUGUAUAUUUCAUGGAUUGAUAAUUCACCAGAAGCUCUGCGUCGUCAACAGUCUAUAAUCAAGAGGGAUCGUCAGGAUAAGGGGGAUGAAGAGAGGGAAAUUAAGAUGAUUAAUGAGCAAAUUGAAAGGGCAAAGAAGAUGGUAAAAGAAGAAGAAAAGCAAGAAUGUCAAAUUAUAAAAGAAUUGGAAAGAAAAGAGGAAAAAAUAACAAUAUCGUUAUCAAAACCAACAAUUAGUGAAAAAAAAGAAUCAACGGGGGUUAAAGAGGAAGAAGGACAACGUUGUAAUAAAAUAACAAGUUUAAAAAAGCAAGAAAAUGUGUUUAAAACAUUAGCUAAAUCAAUACCACCAAAACAAAUACAAAAUAAAGAAAAAAGGCCAUUAACAACAGCAGAAAAGAUUAUUUUAGAAGAAAAGGAGGAGCGUAAAAGAAAAGAAAUGCAAAGGAAUAAUUAUUUUAAUUCAAAACGACGUCAUAUUAAUUUUGAUUGAAAUUAUUAAUUUUAUUUAGAAAAAAAUGUUUUAAACACAAGUAAAA